AGCAGAAGCAUCGUAUUGGCGAGCACGCAGUCUGCUUCAACUUCACGCCGAGAGAAAAACAUAUCAGGUUUCUACAAGAGCUGCGGUCACACGCCCCGACAGAAUCAUUGGAGAUCAGAGCAGCGUGAGAGCCUCAUCUGGCCCAGUGAGCUGCACAGAGACGCAGCUUGUGGCAUGAGGUGAUCGCCCCGCCGGUCCAGCCAAGUCUUUCCCCACCUGUGGACAUGGGAUUGUGCGACAGCGUGAGGGGUCAUAGGUCGCGGGGCGGCGCUGCUGCGCUCGUGGCCGCCGCAGGGGUAUUGCUGCUGCGGCUCAGCCUGGCCCAGUCCGUCCCGCCGCCGACCGCCUGUCCCGCGGCCGCGGCCCCCGGGGGCCUCACCCAGCCCGAGUACCAGAAGACGGCAAAGGAGGACGGCAGUGUGGGCUUCAUGGCAUCUCUGGUCCAGUCCUUCCUCCGCACGGUGCAGCCUAAUCCAUUUCCUGAAGAUCUGAUCCUGGAAAUAGCCAAUAAUUUAAAAAGGCAGUUAAAUCAAGAAUUCACCAAAGAACUCCUUGUGUACGAAGUGGGGUUCCUGGUGUGUGCAGCCAUCGGCGUCCUGUACAUCGUCCUGAUGCCCGUGACUGGUUUCUUCUUGGCGUGCUGUCGCUGCUGUGGCAACUGUGGUGGGAAGAUGUACCAGAAACAGACGCCCUCCCUUAACUGUCACAGAGUAACUCUCUACUGGACUGCAUUUGUCACCACAGUCAUCAUCCUGGCUGGGAACAUAUGCAUGUUCAAAAGUAAUGAAGCCCUCAAAGUGAGUGUUGAGCAGAGUCAAGAGGAGCUCAACAGAACUGUAGAGAACAUCCAGUCCUUCCUCUCCAUUGUGCCUCAGCAAAUCCACUACGUGGUGAAUGAGAGCCAGGGAACCGUGCAGAACGUGAGCAGAAACCUAGAUGGCAUUGGACCUCAGUUGGGAAACGAGAUCCAGGAUCGCUUCAGAGGAACCGUGAACCCAGCGCUGCACUCGGUUACAAUGCUGGACCGAGAGACUGUAAACAUCAGUCUGGAACUGAACCACCUAAACUCAUCUGUGGUCCAGCUGCAGUCCAGCGUGAACCGCCUCCAGGCCAACCUCACUGCUGUUAAAAAUCAAAUCAAUAACACUUUUUCCGACCCAAACUGCAUGUUGUGUAAGGACCUGCAGCCGGAGCUACAGAAGCUCACACUGGACACCACCAUCACUGUUCCCAGUUUGAAAGAGUUCCAGUCGGCAGUGGAUGAACUCAACAAAACUGAUCUCAAAUCCAAAAUCAAGGAGGUGAAGGGUUUCUUUGACAGCAUCCCCCCGAGGGUGACCAAUGAGACCAAGGAUAUAGUUCAAAGAACUAAGCAGCUGUUGGGUAACAUAGAAACACAGAUCUCUCAGGUUACCAAGGACCUCCCUUUAUCUAAAUUCACCAAUGUGUCGGAGAUACUGAACCAGCUGCAGAGAGACAUCGGCAGAAUCACACCAGAGGUCCAGAGAUUUGAGCAUAUUAGGUGGGGGGUUUGUGUGGCCGUGUGCAGCGUGGUCCUCCUGGUGGUGGUGUGUAACUUCCUGGGUCUGGUCCUGGGCCCUCUGGGUCUGACCCCCAAAGCAAACCCCUCCGCGCGCUCCGGCACGUCGGAUUGGGGAGGAACCUUCCUCAUGAUCGGUGCAGGUUUCAGCUUCCUCUUCUCGUGGCUCUUCAUGAUAGCGGUGCUGCUGCUGUUCCUGGUGGGCGGGAACGUUUUCACUCUGCUCUGUCAGCCCUGGGGCGACAAACAACUGCUAAAGUUCAUCGAUACUCCAGGUCUCAUUCCAGAGUUGAAUAUCGGUGCAACUUUGGGAUUAAAAAGCAACAUCAGUAUUUCUGGUAUCUACAGAGACUGUAAGAAAAACCAGCCUCUGUGGACAACGCUCCACCUGUAUGAGCUCAUAAACCUCGACGACCUGCUCAAUGUCACUAAAUACACAGAUGAGAUUAAGCAGCACUUUGAGAAUACAGACAUCUCUCUGUCCACCAUCAAUCUCUUGAGCCCUGAAGUUAAAAACCAGCUCAGAAGCUUCUCCAACAAGGCUACAAAAAUCGACGCCUCCGCUUUCAUGCAGCAGAUGAACAACAUUUCCAGAAUCAAUCUGAAUGAAACAGCAAAUAAACUUGAUCAGCUUGCUGUUUUUCAAACAAACAGUGAUAGUCAAAACCAGCUCAGAAAGGAGGCCCGGGACCUGAGGCAGAUCCAGACGGACAUAGAUACGAUCAUCAUGCCACAACUGGAAAACCUGAACUCAAGCAUCCAGAGCCUCGGAUCCACGGCGGAAAAAAUCAAUGGGACGAUACAGGAGGUGCUGAGCAACGUUGGAGCAGCACAAGACUUCCUCAACACAAAUACGACACAGAUCGUUAAGACCGAGAGCAGAACCUUUUUGGACUGUCAGCUGGGUUACUUCAUUAACUAUGUUGACUGGGCCAAUGUUACGAUCACACAGCAGGUGGGCCGCUGUGGGCCGGUGGCGGGAGCCGUGGACUCGAUUGAGAUUAUCCUUUGCUCAUACAUAGUGGAGUCUCUGAAUGCGUUCUGGUUCAGUCUGGGCUGGUGUAUGAUCUUCUUCAUCCCCAGCAUCAUCUUUUCUAUCAAACUGUCCAAGUACUACAGGAGAAUGAAGUAUUCCGAUGAAUACGAUGACCACUUAAUUAUGAGCCAGAUCCCUCGGGCGCAGAUGAAAUUCACCUGAGAGGACAGCAUACGCCGUUGAAUGACGCACAGACACAUAUUUAGAAACACCUUUGAAAUUCAAAUUUUUACCAUAAACAAAGUGACUGCAGUUGUCGUACACGCAUCUUUGAAUUUACCUCACAGGACAUUUGGGGAUCGGCAGGGAAUAAGGUUCUCGAUGAGACCUAUUAUAUAGGCAUUAAUGUUUUGUACGUACUGAAUGUAUGAACUGAGCUUCUGCUGGAUUUCAAACUGUGAAUCAAUCAUAUUUUUUACAUUAAUGUGCAGUUAUGUUCUCUCACAGAAUACAGCAUCGCGUUAACUGUGCCAAUGGACUGUUUAACAGAACGUUCCAGCCUCUUUCUGUCCGCUGCUGAUAACAGUGGGACACUUUUUAAUUCAAUUUUGAAUAAUAUUUGCCCUAAUAUUGGAAAUUUAUACCCACACUUUUAAAUGGAUCGGAUUGUGUGACUGCGUUAAUGCCAUUUGACUGAUGCCAUUGAUGAAUCCAUAAUGAGCAUUUCUGUACUUUGUACUGUUUUGUCCUUAGUUGUAGAUUGGAUUCUAUAUUUCUGUUACACUGCACUUAGUUACACCAGAUAUUAUUUUAAUAUUAUUAUUAUUAUUAUACCAGAUGUUGUGAAAACUACUGUAAGUAAAUUGACACUGAUCAACAAA
Messenger RNA from Gasterosteus aculeatus aculeatus (three-spined stickleback), 3397 nucleotides. The record is from RefSeq and is a predicted model, not a curated record. Lineage: Eukaryota; Metazoa; Chordata; Actinopteri; Perciformes; Gasterosteidae.